Molecule: messenger RNA, 1983 nt
Organism: Oldenlandia corymbosa var. corymbosa
Lineage: Eukaryota; Viridiplantae; Streptophyta; Magnoliopsida; Gentianales; Rubiaceae
Source: the annotation of a GenBank genome assembly
AAAAUUGAUUAAUUAAACCACUAUAGUCAUAUUGCAGUCUUAUAACACAUUUGACCACGCCUUAAAUUUCUCCAAGAAUUAAAAGAAGUUCCUCUUCAUCUAUGCUAUAUUGCACUCAAUGAAUCUCAGGAAGUCAACUAGCUUGCUAACGGUGAAAAUAUUCGAUGUGAGAGACGAUCGAGAAUCGAUACAGGAAGAUCCCAUGUAUUCAUUUCUUACAAUUUCGUGUGCUCUUGGUUUUCUUCUUUGUGUAUGGAAAGCAUUGGAUUUCGUAUGGUUUCAUCCCAGAAAACUUGAGAAGCAACUCCGAUCACAAGGUCUUGUCGGAAAUCCUUACAAUCCCAUCUUUGGUGACCUGAAAGAAUUUCAUAAGAUGACUCAAGAAGCUAAAUUGAAGCCGUUGACGGAUCUCUCCGACGAUAUCCUGCCGCGAGUUUGUCCUUUCUCCGUUGAAACCAUCCGGAAAAAUGGUACAAAUUCUUUUGUUUGGCUUGGGCCAACCCCUGCAAUUAUCAUCAAGGACCCUAAACUUUUGAAGGAGAUCUUCCUUAAGCCUAAUAUUUUCCAAAAGGCUAAUUCAAAUCCACUCAUUAGAUUGUUGGUCCAAGGCUUGUUUACAGCCCAAGGAGAGAAGUGGACCAAAGACAGAAGGCUAAUUAACCCUGCUUUCCAUAUGGAGAAGAUCAAGUUGAUGGUGCCAGCUUUCCGUUUGGGUGUGGAUGAAAUGUUGGCUAAAUGGGAAGAAAGCCUUUCACCCCAAGGAUUAUGCAAUUUGGAUGUGUGGCCUUUUCUCCAAACUCUAACUGCUGAUGCUAUUUCCCAUACAGCAUUUGGUAGCAAUUACGAAGAAGGACGAAAGAUAUUUGAACUCCAAAAAGAACAAGCACAACAUGUUACCACAGCUAUUCAAUCGUUAAAUUUCCCAGGAUUAAGGUUUUUGCCAACAAAGAGAAACAGAAGAAUGAAUGAGAUUGAAAAGCUAGUUAGAACGAAAAUUCGGAAAAUUAUUGACAAGAGAGUGAAAGCAACAAAACUAGGAGAGAAAAACAAGGAUGACUUACUGGGCAUAAUGUUGGAAUCUAAUUCUAGUGAGAUUGAACAACGAGGAGGAAACAAAGAUUUCGGUUUGAGCAUCGAAGAUAUUAUCGAAGAAUGCAAACUCUUCUAUUUUGCUGGGCAGGAGACAACUUCAUCGUUGCUCGUAUGGACCUUGAUUCUACUUAGCAAGCACGAAGAUUGGCAGUCGCGUGCUAGAGAUGAGGUUUUGCAAGUUUUUGGAAACAAAGAUGUUGAUUUUGAAGGCCUUAAUCAGCUCAAAGUGGUUACGAUGAUCUUUAACGAGGUUCUAAGACUGUAUCCAUCAGCGCCAACGCUCAUUAGAAGAACACACGAAGAAACAAAAUUAGGAAAGUAUAUUCUUCCAGCUGGUUUGUUGUUGAUACCUCAAAUACUGAUGUUACAUCAUGAUUCCGAAGUAUGGGGUGAUGAUGUGAAGGAGUUCAAACCGGAAAGAUUUAGUGAAGGAAUUUCAAAAGCAAGUGCAAAUGAAGGACAAGUUGCAUUUGUACCAUUUGGUUGGGGGCCUCGAAUAUGCAUUGGACAGAAUUUUGCCAUUCUAGAAGCAAAGUUAGCAAUGGCUUUGAUCCUGCAGAGAUUCUCCUUCCAGCGUUCUCCAUCUUACACUCACGCACCUCACACACUAAUUACACUACAACCUCAGCAUGGUGCCUACCUAAUUUUGCGAAAGUUGUCAUGAUUUUGGAUAUACAGGCCAUUCAACCAAAUGGACCAAUCCUACAAGAGGGGAAAAAAUGAAGCUAAUCAGUAGAGCAAAAACAAAGAACUAUGUUGUGUUAUUUUAUUUUUUUUUCAAAAAAAUAGUAAUCUCUACAUUACGAAAUAAUUCUCAGAUUUAAAUUUUAUUUUUAAAGUGAACCUCAAAACGGGUUAUUGAAAUAUUAGGUAAUUCUAAUAUAGGUCAUC